AUGGCCCGCUUCCUCUCCAAGAUCUCGUCGCGCGUGACGACCAUCCGCUACUGGUUGAGGGCUUCCGGAAGCAGCCCGCAACACGAGGAUGGCAACAUGACUCUGCGUAUCUACACGCGUGCGUUUCUCGCAAGGAGUCUCGGGUGGGAUGAUUGCGCCAUGAUCCUGGCCAUGCUUGGAUCUCUCACCAUAUGUCUCCUCCGGUCACUCCAAGUCUCUUACGGACUGGGCACACCCUUGUCUUCCACACCUCCGAAAUACCAGAUCCUCCGCACCGAGCUGAUCUGGGCCGUACUCUUUCCCUACUACAUCGGGCUCUGCCUGGUGAAGGCCUCGGCACUGCUGCAGAUGCUCCGCGUCUUCGCCAUUCCGCGCGUGCGGACUGUCUGUCUGACACUCCUUUCCCUCGUCGCUCUCUUUGCCUUCUGGAGAACCGUCACAGCCCUCAUUACCUGCCACCGCCCGCCCUUUACCGCUCCCUCCGAAAAUAAGCACCUGUUGACUCGAACUGGCCAAUGCGUGGAGCCUUACCCUCUCUUAUACAUCAACUGUGCUUUAAACAUAGCCAUGGACGUCAUCAUCACAAUGGUUCCCUUGCGAGUCAUUUCCCGACUGCGCCUCGCCGCCCACCGCAAACGGAUGCUCACAGCCGUCUUCGCCCUCGGAUUGAUCCCCACCAUCCCCUCCGCCAUCCGCCUGCACGCCAUCAUGGCACUCCAAGAGCACGGCGCUCCGCGCCAAUUCAUCACGUCCAGCCCCAUGGCUGCCAUCUGGACCGCACUCGACAUCAACACCGCCAUCAUCUGCGCGUGCGUGCCAGCCCUUGGCCCGCUAUACACGCGCUUGGCUUCACGGCUACGCCCCGCUGGCAGCAAGGACGAUGCGAACCUGUGCACCAUGGUCCUAUCACCCUCAACGCCAUCACCAUCGGCGCUCAUGGCUGGUUCCGUGUCCAUCAUCACGCGCGCCGCUGCCGGCGUCGCUGUGCCUAUGAUUUGGCGGCAGCAGCAAGACAAAGGGAAGAAAGCGGCAGUCGGCCCCGAUGACCAGGGUUACGACAAGCGCAUUGGCGACGGCGCUGUUGGCGCCGUCGUUGCUUCUAGCGCUGCUGUUGACGACGAAGAUGACGAUGAAGACUACGAGGCGCUCAGCGAUCUCGCCGAGUUUGCAGGCUUCACGGGGCUGACAGGAGAUGCGAGCCUGGAUGGGUUCCUCGUCGCGGCGCGGUUGGAGAAGGCGACGAGCAGAGAAGAGUUGCUUGCUGUUGCGAACAGCAUGUCCACGAGAUCGGGCUCGGAGCCGACAGUGAGAGCCUAUGAGGUGCUUGGUUAUGAUCACGACGAUACGAACAUCACCGGGGAUGGCGUUUCGGAGGGCAGAGCCUCGAGCAGGAUUGAAUUCAUUUAA
Lasiodiplodia theobromae is the source of this 1407-nucleotide messenger RNA. RefSeq names its product Integral membrane protein. The record is from RefSeq and is a predicted model, not a curated record. Bases 1 to 1407 code for a protein of 468 amino acids. NCBI's taxonomy places the organism in Eukaryota, Fungi, Ascomycota, Dothideomycetes, Botryosphaeriales, Botryosphaeriaceae. The transcript is spliced from 4 exons.